AUGGUGGAUAACCUAUUGACCCAUGUUCAAAUCCUGACACCACUCAGCCCUUGUGGCCAUGGAGGUUCGCCUGCAGUGACUCCAGGGCAUGAGGCAAAGCUUUAUGUUUGCAGCGGGGGACAAAUCGGUGCGCGAAAGCUGGCCCGGAAACCCUCGUUAGGGAAGUUCCCUUUCCAAAAAAAAAUGCUGCACCGUGUACAUUGUGCACAUACACACACAUACAUAAAAACAAGAAAAUUUUUAAUGGCUUCACCAAAUUGGGUGUUGGUUGUAUUUCAGUUUUAUAUUCUUACACAUCUUUCUGGUGUCACCGUUAUCCAUGGAGACCAUGAGUGCCGAAACCGAGGAACCUAUACACAGAACAGUGCAUAUGAAAAGAACCUCAAUCAUACCUUAUCUACUCUUCCUCAUGUACUUAAGGGAGAUGGUUUAUUUUACACAUCUUCAAAAUCUUCACCAGAAGAUGAUACCAACACAGCUUAUGCCCUUGGAGUAUGCCCCAGAGAAUUUCUAGAUGACGAUACCUGUAUUGAAUGUUUGAGGUUUGCAAAGGACCGGCUAAAAAAGGAGUGUCCGAGCCAAAAGAAAGCGACAGGUUGGUAUAAGCGUACCUGUAUUCUCAGCUACUCUAAUAGUAGCUUUGACAUCUAUAAUGGUGAAGAUAAAGACAUUCUAUUCUUUCCGACAACAAGUUAUGUCAACAACUGGAAAAUUGAUUCAAUGACUGAGAAACUGACGAACUUGUUCAAACAGUUGGGAAGGAAAGCAGCGUCUGAUGGUUACAGUGAAACAUAUUACUCUAAUGAUUUACGUACUUCUGGGGGCAAUUAUAUUUAUGGAACAAGUCGAUGCAUUCAGGCCAACAGAUCUCUGAGUUGCAAAGAUUGCUUGGUUCUGGCUACUGAUUCUCUAGAAACAAGGUAUAAUGGUGAUGCCGAAGGAUUACUUUACUAUGGAUACUCAUGUUUACUACGAUACACAAUAUCUGUUAUCUACAUUGGGGAUCCUUCAACCGGUUUGCCACCAACAAAUCCCCCAACCCCAUCGCCACCGACAAAUCAUUCAGCAAUACCUCCAGGGAAAGGAAAGUUAAAUCUCAUCCUUCCAGCAAUAUCAGCCGCAGCAGUAACAUUGGCAAUCUCGACCUUCUUUCUGUUCCUAAAGGUUUGCAGGAUCUGCUCUAAAAAAGGGGAAGAGGAAGAGCUGUUUGAAGCAUCAGACGAUGACACAGGGGAGAUUAUUUACUUUAGACUAAACACAAUGCAUGCAGCUACUAGCAAUUUCUCGGUUUCAAAUAAGCUUGGAGAAGGUGGUUUUGGUCCUGUUUAUUGGGGAGAGCUCUCUGAUGGUAAAAAGAUAGCAGUGAAAAGACUUUCCCAAAACUCAAGUCAAGGAAUGCAAGAGUUCAAGACAGAAGUAAAACUAAUCAUAAAACUUCAGCAUAAGAAUUUGGUGAGGCUUUUGGGUUGCUGUAUGAAAGGGAAGGAAAGGCUCCUUGUCUAUGAAUACAUGUCUAACAGUAGUCUCGAUAACUACCUUUUUGAUCCUAAAAAAGCAAAAGAACUGGACUGGGCUAAGCGUGUUAACAUAGUGAGUGGAAUAGCAAAGGCAAGAAUUUUUGGAUUGAAUCAAGUGGAAGCAAAUACUGAUAGAGUUGUUGGAACCUAUGGAUAUAUGGCACCAGAGUAUGCAAUGGAGGGUAUGUUCUCAAUCAAAUCCGACGUGUAUAGUUUUGGUGUUCUUUUGCUUGAAAUAAUUUCUGGUAAAAGGAACAGCAGGUUGUUCCACGAAGAGCGUCAUCAAAACCUUCUAAGCUAUGCAUGGAUGUUAUGGGAUGAAGGGAAAGGAGAGAAACUGAUAGAUGAAAAUCUGAAUGAUGAUUCUCCUGUUGACGAGGCACUUAAAUGGUUGCGCAUUGCUCUACUAUGCGUUGAAGAAGACCCAAACGAUCGUCCCACCAUGUCCUCAGUUGUUUCUAUGCUUGAAGCAUACUUGAAGACACUGAUGAUCGUGGUGCAUAGUGAAUACACAAUAAUGUUAAUGAAACAACAACAAUUAGGCAGUUAUUAUUAA
Messenger RNA from Lactuca saligna, 2073 nucleotides. The record is from the annotation of a GenBank genome assembly. Lineage: Eukaryota; Viridiplantae; Streptophyta; Magnoliopsida; Asterales; Asteraceae.